Molecule: messenger RNA, 1831 nt
Organism: Coregonus clupeaformis (lake whitefish)
Lineage: Eukaryota; Metazoa; Chordata; Actinopteri; Salmoniformes; Salmonidae
Product: 3-oxoacyl-[acyl-carrier-protein] synthase, mitochondrial-like
Exons: 5
Coding region: 161-1561 (466 amino acids)
Biological process (GO): fatty acid biosynthetic process
Molecular function (GO): 3-oxoacyl-[acyl-carrier-protein] synthase activity
Source: RefSeq, a predicted model, not a curated record
UCGUCAGUUGCAUGGAUGUUGUGAGCGUGUGAACGAUACUCAUUUGACAUUUGCAGAGGAUUUCAGAGGUAUAAUGACCUUAUUCGUAAUCACUCAAGCUAUCUAUCAUAGCUUUCACAAGGAUCCACAGUGGUAGAUAGCAGAGAAACAAAACAACAUCAUGUCUUCAUGUUGGCCAAAGAAGCUGUUGUACUUGGCAUCACAGCACACCACCAGAACACUUCUCAACAAGAGCACUUGUGUUUGUUCAACGAGCCCCAAUCUGAGACACUAUACCUGUGGAAAGAAUCCAUCCCGGAGGAGAGUAGCAAUCACUGGAAUAGGACUUGUCUCUCCUCUCGGCACAGGGACUACUCUACCCUGGAACCAGCUGAUUAACGGUGCCAGUGGGAUCGUCGCCCUUGACUCUGAGAUGUAUAAGACAGUCCCCUGUAAAGUGGCAGCCCUGGUGCCCCGAGGGGAUGGAGAGGGCCAGUUCAAGGAUGAGAGAUUCGCCACACGCGGGGAGAUCAACAGUAUGUCACCAGCCACUGUCAUGGCUCUCGCUGCCGCCCAGCUGGCACUGGAGGAUUCUGGGUGGUAUCCCAGCAGCCCUGAGGAGCAGCUGACCACAGGGGUGGCGGUGGGGAUGGGCAUGGUUUCGCUGGACGAGAUCGCCAAGACGUCGGCCAUCUUCCAGGCAAAAGGUUACAGUAAGGUCAGCCCCUUCUUUGUGCCUCGUAUCCUGGUCAACAUGGCUGCCGGUCACAUCAGCAUCAAGCACAAACUGAAAGGCCCCAACCACGCCGUUUCCACUGCCUGCACCACUGGAGCCCAUGCCCUCGGUGACGCAGCCAGGUUCAUCGCCCACGGAGACGUCAUCGCCAUGGUAGCGGGUGGGACAGAAGCCUGCGUGGGACCUCUGUCAAUCGCGGGGUUCGCCAGGGCGAGGGCUCUGAGUACCCACUGGAACGACCAGCCAAGGCUGGCAUCGCGGCCCUUCCACCCAGAGAGGGAUGGGUUUGUAAUGGGUGAAGGGGCUGCGGUGGUGCUUCUGGAGGAGUGGGAGCAUGCUGUGGGGAGGGGGGCCUCGGUGUACGCUGAGGUGCUGGGGUACGGACUGUCAGGGGACGCCAGCCACAUCACAGCCCCCGCUGCUGAUGGAGACGGAGCCUUCAGGUGCAUGUCUGCAGCGCUCAGAGACGCCGGUGUGGAACCGGCCCAUGUGACGUACGUGAACGCACAUGCCACCUCUACACCACUAGGUGACGCUGCAGAGAACACUGCCAUCAAGAGACUUUUCCAGCAGCACGCUGCCGCCCUGGCUGUCUCCUCCACUAAGGGGGCCACGGGGCAUCUCCUGGGGGCUGCCGGGGCCCUGGAAGCAGCCUUCACUGCCCUGGCCUGUUACCACAGCACUUUGCCACCCACCCUCAACCUGGACCGCACCGAACCAGAGUUUGACCUGAACUAUGUGCCUUGCACAGCACAGCAGUGGAAGACAGAGGGCAGGCGGGUAGCUCUCACAAACUCUUUUGGGUUUGGGGGGACUAAUGCGUCGCUGUGUCUCGCCAGUGUCUGAAAAGCUUGUCUGAAGGAUUUACUUCUUACUGGUUUUGUAUGGGAUUUGAUUUCACAACAGGUUCUUUAUAGAUUCCUAGUAUUUCAGUUUCAAAAUGUUCUCAAUAUUAUAUUGGGACAUGUAAUGCAAACAUCGAUCAUACAAUUCUGAUCGAUGUUUGCAUUUUGAUCAUUCAAAUACAGAUAUGCUUUGUGUACUUGAAUACAGUAGUACAGUGGCUUGCGAAAGUAUUCAGCCCCCUUGGCAUUUUUCCUAUUUUGUUGCCUUACA